UAUAUUUGCAAUUGGAAGGCACUAUUUUUUAAUCUAAAUAUGAUUAAUAUUUUUCGAAUCGAAGUGUCUUUAUUACUUUUGACAAGGCUUUGUGUGACUUCUUAUACAACAAAAGUUCCUGUUGUUCUAUGGCAUGGCAUGGGAGACAGUUGCUGUUUUUCCUACAGUCUUGGCAAAGUAAAAUCGGUAUUAGAAGAGAAUAUUCCAGGUGUAUAUGUGAAGUCUAUAAGGAUUGGAACUAAUAAUAUUGAGGAUGUUGAAAAUAGUUUUUUCAAAAGUGUUAAUGAACAAAUUGAGCAAGUUUGUCAAGAACUAUCAAUGGAUGAAAAACUGAAACAUGGAUAUAAUGCUAUUGGAUUUUCUCAAGGAGCACAAUUUUUAAGAGCAGUUGCCCAAAAGUGUGGUGGUCCCCAAAUGCAAAAUUUAAUAUCUCUAGGUGGUCAGCAUCAAGGCGUUUAUGGUCUUCCUAAUUGUGCAUCGAUAAAACAUUAUUUCUGUGAUAUGAUUCGUCGAAUGCUUCAUUAUGCGGCUUAUACCAAAUAUGUUCAGAAUAAUUUAGUUCAAGCCCAAUUUUGGCAUGAUCCAAACAGGGAAGAAGAAUAUAGGAAAAGAAGUACUUUCCUAUCUGAUAUUAACAAUGAAUUGCAAAUCAAUGAGACUUACAAAAGAAAUUUGAAGAAACUAAAGAAUUUGGUAUUGGUAAAAUUUGAUCAUGAUCAAAUGGUACAGCCAGCAAUUUCCGAAUGGUUUGGCUUUUAUAAGCCUGGUCAGGCUGUAGAAAUUGAGACAUUACACAAUUCUAAAUUAUAUAUCGAGGAUCGCUUAGGAUUAAAAGAAAUGGAUGCCAAUGGUAAACUUCACUUUAUAUCAUUAGAUAGCAAACAUUUACAGUUUGAUAUCGAAUGGUUUAUCGAAGCCAUUAUAAAUAAGUUUUUAGUUUAAAUCUUAUUUGACAUAAUAG
Messenger RNA from Ceratosolen solmsi marchali, 961 nucleotides. It is a transcript of the gene Ppt1, whose product is annotated as Palmitoyl-protein thioesterase 1. The coding region runs from base 40 to 942 and encodes 300 amino acids. Gene Ontology annotation, molecular function: palmitoyl-(protein) hydrolase activity. The record is from RefSeq and is a predicted model, not a curated record. Gene Ontology annotation, cellular component: lysosome. Gene Ontology annotation, biological process: receptor-mediated endocytosis; protein depalmitoylation. The transcript has 7 exons. NCBI's taxonomy places the organism in Eukaryota, Metazoa, Arthropoda, Insecta, Hymenoptera, Agaonidae.